Messenger RNA from Parasteatoda tepidariorum (common house spider), 2439 nucleotides. RefSeq lists its product as uncharacterized. Gene Ontology annotation, molecular function: zinc ion binding; RNA polymerase II cis-regulatory region sequence-specific DNA binding; DNA-binding transcription factor activity, RNA polymerase II-specific. NCBI's taxonomy places the organism in Eukaryota, Metazoa, Arthropoda, Arachnida, Araneae, Theridiidae. Gene Ontology annotation, cellular component: nucleus. The record is from RefSeq and is a predicted model, not a curated record. Gene Ontology annotation, biological process: cell fate commitment; positive regulation of transcription by RNA polymerase II; negative regulation of transcription by RNA polymerase II.
AGGAUGCCGAAGAAAACGAUUCAAGAUAAAGCUUAUCUUUAAAUUAAAAGUAAUAAGGCUGUUUGAUCAAUAUCUUCUGUUGUCGAAGUGGUUUUAUAUAUAGGAAAAAUCCUGGAGUGCUACAGUGUAUACGACCGAACAGCUAUGGGCGGCACAUGGAUGGGCGAUGAAGGAAAUGCGAGCUCUGCCAUUCCGCCACCACCGCCGCAUCCCACGCGGUGGGGAUACGGCCCAGAAUCUCAACUCAGUAUCGUUACGGGUGAGGAUACUAACAACGCAUAUUUUCAUUUAAGUGUGGAGAAUGGCAUGCCGUGUUACACAACUGCACCAAUGCGGUCAUAUAGAUCAUCACAGACUGAAGGAUGUAAUUAUAGAACCGGAUCGCAUGUUGGGUCUCUCUAUAGACCAGGUCAUCCUGGUAGUUCCAUUCCACCUCCACCAACAUGGUUUUCACCAGAAAAUUCUUGUCAAAUGGGGGCAACUCCAGGACAGUGGUACCCACCACCAGCAACUAUAGCUACCGCGUAUCAAACAAAUAAAUUCCAACAUUCGUUGGAAUCCCAUCACAGUCCACAAAAAUCCUUCCAUUACUAUUAUGGAUUCCCGCCCACACCUCCCAGCGAAGGAACAAACGAGAUAUCAUCAGUUGAUGGAACAACUUAUUGCUACGAAGAGAACAGAAACUUCCCAGAAGCUAACAGACCACCAGUGGUUAGUGUGGGGUCAUCAUUUUAUCCGAACACAGCGACACAAGAUUUUGCUCAAUCACAAGGUCACAGUUUUCCUUGUUCCUGUCGCCAAACCAUUCAGAAUCAUUUAUCAACAUCACAAUCAUUAACUCAGGUGUCUCCUCGUUUCACUACUCUGAAUCCCCCACAUAAUUCUAUAACUUCACAUACUAUGCCAAUACCAAUAUCAAAUGGGCCUUUACCAGCUUCCCAGCAAUCUAACAGAUCACCAGAGUCAGCAAAACCUAAAAGCAACGGUGAUAAUAAACCCAGGAAAGCAACUAAGGAAGCAAAAUUGAGAAGACAUAAAGGAAAAAGCAGAACAAAUACAGAAGGUCGAGAAUGUGUAAAUUGCGGUGCGACGUCCACUCCUCUUUGGCGACGAGAUGGCACUGGUCAUUACUUGUGCAAUGCAUGCGGUCUUUAUUAUAAAAUGAAUGGACACAGCAGACCUCUAGUGAAGCCUAAAAGAAGAUUGUCUUCUUCGAAAAGAAUUGGGACAAGCUGUGCCAACUGUUACACUACAACGACCACACUAUGGAGAAGAAACCACCAUGGUGAGCCCGUCUGCAAUGCCUGCGGACUAUACUUUAAGCUGCAUAAUAUGAAACGCCCCGCUGCAAUGAAAAAAGAUGGCAUACAAACCAGAAACCGCAAGAUAUCCUCCAGAUGCCGAAAGAAAAAACUCUAUCAAGCUUUGGAUCACACUAGCAGACCAGUUUGCAAUCGGGAUUACAUUAACUACAAUAGUUUUUCUCAAUGUAAUCGUGCCCCAACAUACAUAGAACAGGACAAUUUGACAGGAAAUAACUUAUUUUCAAGUGACUGUAUGACUGCUUCAGCCACUGCAAACCUGAAUAAUAUGAACAAUGUUCAACAUUCUGGAUAUGUACUUCAUUCCUAUCCACAGGCAAUGAUUGGUGCAAUUUAACUUGUUUCAAAAAUUUUUCUAAUGAACUAUCUCAGUGCCUUAUACAUACUAAAAGUCCUAAAUUAGACUAACAGUUUUAAAAACUCUAUGAAAAAAUAAAGGGUUAAAAAAAUUAUUACAAUAAUUCAUGUGACAGAGUAUAGAUGUUCCCUUCCAAAGUUCUUGGUUUUAGUUCAAAGUUUUUUUGGUAGAUGGCAUUGCAGACCGUAAAAGUAUGAAUUAAAGAAAAAUAAUUAAAAAUCACAUCACAACAUAAUAUUGCUAUUAAUAAUACAUAUUGAAAACAUUGCAAUGUGAUUUUUAUUCCUUAAUAGAUUUCGAAAAAAUUUGAUGCUAAUUUCAAAUUUUUUUUCUCUUCUUUACGGGUUUAACAUAUGUAGCGCCAUCUGUCAAAAACAAUUUGCACUAAAUUAGAAACUCUUGGAAAAAAAUAUUAAGUCCUGUCAUAUAAAUUUGUUGCUGUCCUGUCACAUAAUUAAAGUUUUAAAAAACUAUCAGUUUAAUUUAGGAUGCCAUAUAGAUUUAAAGGACUAUUUGUAAGAAAUUCCAUUUCAGAGAACUGUAAAAUCUAGUCCACACCCUUGCAUGCCAUUUUUUGCUGAUUAAGAGAAAAAAAGAUUUCAUUGAAAAGCUGUGCGAAAAUGGUGACACAUAGAGAAAAAAAAUUUCAAUAUUGUGCUUCAUCACAUUAUUUCUCCUGAAAUAAAUGUUGAAUGUCAACACAAAAAUUUGGAACUUGUACCUGUUAUACAAUAAACUUUUCAUUUCAUUUCAAGAUAA